This is a messenger RNA of Paramecium pentaurelia, 351 nucleotides long. The record is from the annotation of a GenBank genome assembly. NCBI's taxonomy places the organism in Eukaryota, Ciliophora, Oligohymenophorea, Peniculida, Parameciidae.
AUGUUAUUAAUAUUAUUAAUAUGGGUGAUUAAGAAUUAAAAAAUUAACAAAGUUCAUUUGUCAUUUGUCUUAAGCAAAUCAAAAAGAGUAAUUAAUUUUCUUCCAAAUGAAAUUGACAUGAAGGAGAUUUUGAGGAGUUAUGGAAUUCAGAGUAAAAUUCCUUAUGAGAUUUCAGAAUAAUUAACUCUCAACAAAUCUAUCAAACAUAAUUAAAUUAAUGAAAAUGAAGAGAGUAAUACUAAACUAAUUUUUGACAGGCCAAAUAUAAAUAUACAUAGACAACAAAAAUUAACUAAAAAUUUUAGAACUAACAUCUAUAUUUUCUUCAGAUUAAAUAAUUUAAAACACUGA